GAUUUAUUCCUUCUUUAAUUCUUUACCUCUUUGUAUGGAAACUUUCUCCUGCACAUCUUCUCCUUGUUCAUCACCAUCAUCGUCUUCUUCUUCUUCUUCUUCUUCUUCUUCUUCUUCUAUAAUGUCAUGUUUUACGGGAGAAAAGGCUAGGGAGUUGUGUUGCUUUGCCAUUUCAAAGUUUAUCACUAAAUUGUUAUACGCCAUCGCCAUCUUCAUAUUUGCAGUAGCGGGAGCAACCUUUGGAGCCAUUUUGGGAGCUAUAGUAGGGAUAAGAACGAACACUGGGUGUCUCUAUGGAGCUACUGUUGGAGCUACUAAAUGCAGUCUUCUCUUGCCCAGGCUCUUUACACUUUCACUUUCUCUGUGGAGAACUUCUGAUGAUAUUGAAAUCAGGCAUCUCCUUCAACGGGUAAACAUCAUUAUCUGCUUAAGUGCGCCGGUCACUUCAAUUCCCCCUUUCCCUUUUUUCUUUUUUUCAUUUCCGGCCAUGCAAUGAUAACGCAUUGUUUGUGAGUGGGACAGUGGUCCUUGAAUGCUCUUCUUGUUUUUGUGUCCAUCCACGUAAAGAAACAACACAGAGUCACCCAUUAAAAAACACUUAGUCACAGAGUCAUCGUGUCACUGAGGCAGAAUACAUAGAAGAUGGAAAGGACAUAUGUUAAUAUAUAUUUUGUACUAUUUCGUUAGGUGGCUGCGUUUUAUCCCAGAAACAACGCGGAAUCUAGGAUUAAGGUCGCCGGGUUUUCGAUGAUAGCUUCGUUCCGGCGGAUUCAGGAGAUUGGAAUCACAGAGGAAAACAUCUUAGAUUCAUCACGGAACAGAAUCUCCUGUUCAAUUUGCCUUCAGGACUUCUCAGUUGGAGAAAAUGCUAAGUGCUUACCACAAUGUCAACAUAUGUUCCAUCAAGCAUGCAUAGAGAGGUGGCUCAUAGGGAAAAGGUCGUGUCCACUUUGCCGGCGAAAUUUGUAACACUCGAUGUGGGAUUUAUACUUUUGUAGGGUAGGCACUAGGUAUGCAAGUUGCAGGGCGAGACAGAGAAUGAAUUUCAUUUUCGAUUCAGAACAGAAUGUAUUUUCCGUGCGCGCCCCAUCACCAUUCCUCUUGGUUUCCACGACAAGAAAGAUAAUUUUUUUUUUAGGAUUUACAAUCUCUCAUUGUUUAAAUAGAAUUAGUUGUUUGCCAAUUGUCUCCUGUGGCCCAAUGAUCCCACUUUUCUUUGGAAAGCAAAGUAGUGAUAUUUUUUGUGAUAUAAAUUUUGAGUUUUAAA
This is a messenger RNA of Rubroshorea leprosula, 1267 nucleotides long. The record is from the annotation of a GenBank genome assembly. NCBI's taxonomy places the organism in Eukaryota, Viridiplantae, Streptophyta, Magnoliopsida, Malvales, Dipterocarpaceae.